AUGAAGUAUGGAGUUGUGUUAAUGGUGAUUUCGGUGGGAGGGAGAGGAGGUAUUUAUAGGAAGAAGACGAACAUGGAGGAAGAAAAGAAGAGGGAAAUGGGACCUACAGAGAAAGGCAUGAGAGGAGCACACGCCUCUCGAGGAAGCGUCGUUGCUCUUCCAGGAGUUAUAGAUAUUGAUGAAGAUAAAGCUUCUGCUGAUACUGUUAUCCUUGAUGAGAAAGCUGACACAAGGAACAAGGGAAAGGCAGUAGAAAGAGACGAUAAUGAUUUUGGUAUACAUGAAGCUAAGCAAGCUGCUACCAGAACUUUGGUACAAGGAAGCAAGGUUGAAUGUUCCUCAAGCACUAACCCUCGAUGGCAUAACUUUCUUAACCUUGAUUGUGGUUCUUACGGUGAUUACUACAUUAAAUGUAACGAGGAUUUCAUGGAUGUUGAUCAUGCAAGUUUGCAAGUGUUUUUUGAUAGUACAAAUAUUCCUGCUGGAGUUGAGGUUUCUAUCCCACUGCUCCCGGAGUUUGCUGAACAUACAAGAAACACAGAAACUGGGCAUAAUCCAUUGGAUGAAGAGGCUCCAGUGAAGUUAGAACCUGUGUAUACCUAUGAGCUGGGAGUUAUAGAUAUUGAUGAAGAUAAAGCUUCUGCUGAUACUGUUAUCCUUGAUGAGAAAGCUGACACAAGGAACAAGGGAAAGGCAGUAGAAAGAGACGAUAAUGAUUUUGGUAUACAUGAAGCUAAGCAAGCUGCUACCAGAACUUUGGUACAAGGAAGCAAGGUUGAAUGUUCCUCAAGCACUAACCCUCGAUGGCAUAACUUUCUUAACCUUGAUUGUGGUUCUUACGGUGAUUACUACAUUAAAUGUAACGAGGAUUUCAUGGAUGUUGAUCAUGCAAGUUUGCAAGUGUUUUUUGAUAGUACAAAUAUUCCUGCUGGAGUUGAGGUUUCUAUCCCACUGCUCCCGGAGUUUGCUGAACAUACAAGAAACACAGAAACUGGGCAUAAUCCAUUGGAUGAAGAGGCUCCAGUGAAGUUAGAACCUGUGUAUACCUAUGAGCUGGGUUCAUUUGCAUCUUCAAGCUCCGGGGAACCUGCUUUUCCCAGAAUGGAGCCAGCUCCUGUGCUUGAUUUAAAUUUUUUGGCACAAGAGAAUACUUCCGGUCACCCUGCUGGUCUGGAUAUGAAUUUACCAUUGCCGGUUCUUCCAACUCUUCAAAGCCAGAUUGAUUUUGCUACUUCUCAAUCUCAGCAGCUUCUGCAAUCAGAUGAAGUGAUGCUCGCUGUUGGAGCUGGGGCAUCUUUUAUGGGACACUUGACAGUUGCCGAUUUAGAAAAUCAACUUGGUGGUAGUAGUAGCGGAAGUAAUCAACCUCCUGAGUUAGCAUCUCCAUUGUCUUGGUUGGACCAGCCUCUGCAUACUGAACAACUUUCUGCGCUCGAGAUCUAUACCAUUGAAACAAGUUUUUUCGACUCAUUUAAUAUAGUAGGUAACUCUCUUGAAGGAGAAAGGGACACUCCUUCGGCCGAGAAUUCUCCCAGAAUCCAGACGAAUGUGGAUGAGGCUGAUUUAUUGAGGAAAUUUCAACAAUUCAAACAGUUUGACAUAGUUGAAGACCAUUCAGACCAUUACUACACCUCUCGGGAUGAUUCAGCAAAGCAGUCAUCAAAAACUUGGGCGAAGAGAGUCCAGGAGGAGUGGAGAAUCCUGGAGAACAAUUUGCCAGAGACCAUACUUGUCAGGGUUUACGAAUCUAGGAUGGAUCUUAUGAGAGCUGUAAUAGUUGGAGCUGAGGGUACUCCCUACCAUGAUGGACUCUUCUUCUUCGAUGUUUUCUUCCCCCCUGACUAUCCCUAUUCUCCACCAUCUCUUCACUACCACUCCGGUGGCUAUCGACUGAAUCCAAAUCUGUACGAGUGUGGGAAAGUAUGUCUCAGUCUUCUUAACACCUGGUCUGGUAGGAAGAAUGAGAAGUGGAUCCCUGGUGUAUCCACAAUGCUGCAGGUUUUCGUGUCAAUACAAGCACUGAUCUUGAAUCAAGAUCCCUUCUUUAAUGAGCCUGGUUUUGAAAUCAUACGUGGCUCCAAACAAGGUGAAAUGCAAUCUCAGGAUUACAAUGAAGCAAUUUUUAUCUUAUCAGUGAAGACGAUGGCUUUUCUCGUUAGGAAACAGCCAAAGAAUUUUGAGGACUUCAUCGUGGGACAUUUUUACACCCAUGCUCAUGAUAUUCUGGCAGCAUGUAAAGCAUACACUGAAGGUGCUCCUUUAGGGUCUAUUGUCCAAGGUGGGAUUCAGGAUGUUGACGCAGGUGGCAUGCCUCCCUCAAAUCAUUUUAAGGAAUGUGUUGCCAAGCAAAUUGUUGUGCUUGUGGCUGAAUUCACUGCACUUGGUGUCGAGGACUGCGAUAAAUUUGCUAAGCCUGCAAAUGUGGGUAAUGGUCAUGUGCAUCCUGACCUAAACCUAAGCCUGUAA
Carica papaya (papaya) is the source of this 2466-nucleotide messenger RNA. The record is from RefSeq and is a predicted model, not a curated record. Lineage: Eukaryota; Viridiplantae; Streptophyta; Magnoliopsida; Brassicales; Caricaceae.